CCCAUCGUUCGGCCACGGUUUUGCUCCUGGAUCUGGAUGCGAGCGUCAUUUCAAUGAUUCCACACUGUGGCCAGUGUCUGUGUUGUGUUAACUUCAUGGGAUAGACUAUGCUGCGUCUUGGCAGUAGAAUCUUUAGCUGCUGCUAGUCUGGUUGAUCGAAAAAUGUAGUCAUUCUGUGCUGUGUUUAGUUUAUUGUUCUGGUCCUAGACGCAGACCAGCAAUUCUGUGAGAAGAUGUUGAGCCGAAUAAUGAGUGGCAGCAUCAGGAAUCUGGAUAGAGAAUAUGACUGCACCGUCAGACUCCUGGAUGAUACGGAAUACACAUGCACAAUUCAGCGGGAUGCUAAAGGACAGUAUCUAUUCGACCUCAUCUGCCACCACCUGAAUCUGCUGGAGAAGGACUACUUUGGCAUCAGAUAUGUGGACCCAGACAAGCAGCGGCAUUGGUUGGAGGUCACAAAGUGUAUUGCCAAGCAGAUGAAAUCCCAGCCUCCAUUCACCAUGUGUCUCAGAGUCAAGUUUUACCCCCCUGACCCCGCUGCUCUCAAAGAGGAAAUCACCAGAUAUUUAGUCUUCCUGCAGAUCAAGAGAGAUCUGUAUCAUGGCCGCCUCCUGUGUAAGACGACGGAUGCUGCCAUGCUGGCUGCCUUCAUCCUGCAAGCUGAGAUUGGGGACUAUGACCCUGGGAAGCAUCCUGAAGGAUACAGUUCUAAAUUCCAGUUCUUCCCUAAACAUUCAGAGAAGCUGGAGCGACGAAUCUCAGACAUACACAAGACAGAACUGAUUGGCCAGACACCUGACACAUCAGAGCUGAAUUUUCUCCAGAAAGCCCAGAUGCUGGAGACAUAUGGUGUGGAUCCUCAUCCAUGCAAGGAUGUGUCUGGAAAUCCAGCCUUUCUUGCCUUCACCCCAUUCGGAUUUGUCGUGCUUCAGGGAAACAAGAGGGUUCAUUUUCUCAAGUGGAACGAGGUGACCAAACUGAAGUUCGAGGGAAAGAUAUUCCAUAUAUAUGCAAAUCAGAAGGAGGACAAAAAGAUCAUCUUGACGUACUUUGCACCAACACCUGAGGCCUGCAAGCACCUGUGGAAAUGUGGAGUGGAGAACCAAGCCUUCUACAAGCUGGAGAAGUCGAGUCAGGUGAGGACAGUAUCCAGCAGCAACUUGUUCUUCAAGGGGAGUCGUUUCCGCUACAGUGGACGAGUGGCGAAAGAAGUGAUGGAGCAGAGUGCCAAAAUCAAACGAGAGCCUCCAGAAAUACACAGGGCUGGCCUGGUUCCCAGUAGAAGCUGUCCGUCCAUCACUCACGGGCCGCGCCUCACCAGUGUUCCACGCACCCGCCGGAGAGCCGUCCACAUUUCCAUCAUGGAGGGUCUGGAGUCGUUGCGUGACAGUGCCCACUCUACACCUGUGCGCUCUGUGUCCCAUGGGGACUCCUUCAUGCCGCGCUCCCGCAGCCUAGCCAGGGACGCCAGCGAGGGCUCGGCGGUGAUCUCUGACGAGGCCUACAGCCCCUCUGACAGCAUGCUGCCUACCCCUGUGGCAGAGCACAGCCUGGAGUUGACCGUGGCACGCCAGGUCAACGGAGCCCCCUGCAGCAUCAAGGAGGAGAAGGAGUCGGAGGCAGGCACCCCCUCGUUGGGGGAUGCUGGCGACUUGUCAGACAGUAGAGCGACGGUUGAGGGUGCAGAGGGAGCCUCGCCGCUCAGCGAAGUGGAACAGGUGAAUACGUUUGUUUUAAGUGUCCUCCGUUUGCUUCUUGUGACCAUUGGACUCCUCUUUGUCUUGCUCUUCCUCCUCAUCGUCCUCACUGAAUCCGACCUUGACGUUGCAUUUUUACGUGAUAUCCGCCAGACCCCCGAAUUUGAGCAGUUCCAUUACGAAUACUUUUGUCCCCUCAGGCAGUGGUUUGCCUGCAAGCUCCGCUGGGCGGGCAGUUUGCUCAUUAACAAAUGAGAGAGAGCAUGAGGCCGUAGAGUGCGUAAGCCCAGACGAUUAAAGCUCCGGAGAGAUGGAGGGCAGUCCCUUUCCAACCAUGAACCCAGCUUCUCUCAUGAUACUCCUGGAAUCACUGUGCCAGGAGUUUCUCUCUCUCCCUCCAUUUUGAGUUACUCCCCCCUUUUUCCCCUUUGUUUUUUACAAACCCAGAAGACAUGUUUUUUUUUUUUUUGAAUUUCAGGUCAUUUCAGGUAUUUUAUUUUUUCAAAAAAUAUAAAUGAAAAAAUAAGAAACUGAAAUUAAAGAACUGAAGUAUUUUUUAACAGGAACAAGACAUUUUGUUGCAACGAAUGAAUGAAUGUUGCCUACAUUUACUAUGUAUUGUUUGGAAAAUAAAUUGCAUUUGCAUAGGGGAAGAAUGUGAUGCAAGGAUAUCAGGGAAGCCACCAAGUCAUCGAAAUGGUUCAGAAUGAAGUGAAAUGAAUACAGCUUUGAAAAGUGUUCAGUGAAGUAGACAGUCAUGCCUUUUAAGAUGAAGAAACAUCCAUCCCAAGCCAUACAUCUAGAAUGGUUUUCAUUGAUCAGAACAAAGCGCAAGUGAUUGAAAUUGAGUAAGUCGGGGAUGAUUACCAAAUGCCUUUUAUGAAGAAAAAAGUAUAUGAUAUGAAGAACGUUUUAAAUUCGAAUUGUUUUAAAGUUAUACUUUAGUGGAAAUACAAUAGGUGUAUAAAGUAGAAGCUGUGAAGUUGAAAUCCAUUUGAAGUUUUUAUAAAGGAUACAGUUAAAUUAACCAGUGACCAUGGUGUUAUGUGACCCCAUAGUGUCAGUAACUGUUGAUGAUCAACAUCUUGGAAACACUCACUAGCACCAAUAGGACCAGUCUAGGUAGAUGUGCAAUACUCUUUAGGUUAAAUACUCCAGUACUUUUGAAUGUGUGCAUUUGUUUUGUCAUAUUUCUUCAUUUUGUUUUAUGUACAUUUCUUGAUUAUGUUAAGAUCUGUUGAAAUGUAUGAUUUCUUUCAGUUCCAUAUCAACCUUGCUCUUCAUUUUUGCGUAUAUUAUACUGUAAUUAAUUGUUAGUAUAAGAAUAACAAUGAUGUACUUUUUGUACAAAGUAGUUUGUUUCCUAUUGACAGUUUUUCCAUGUAUAUUUUUAACAGAACUGAAAUGAUAUUUUGUUAUUGAAGAUGAAAUUAUAAUUUUUUUUAGCUCUGUGUUUCAAGUGAGGUCUGGCAUUUAUGGACAUAUAUGAGAAGGGGUUGACUCAAAAACUGGGCUUUUAUCCAGAUCCACUCCGUAUAGAUCACAACUCUCUCACUCCACCAGCAUGCAUACUUUUUAGUUGUCAAGAGAGCUAUUUAAAAUGCCCACUGUAGGCCAGGAAGGCACAACAGAUGGUGGAGGAACAUAUAUACAUAUUGUCAAAAGUAGACUGGACUACAAUACCAACAGAAAACAUAGUACUCCAAAGACAAUGCAGAUUGGUCAGUCGUUUUCCACGUUUUGAGAGGUGUCUGUGCAGACUAUUCUGUCUCAUAGCUCAAGGGAGCAGUAAUUCUGCUGUCAUGGCUGAUAUUGGGUCAAAUCUGUUUUUGUGGGGUUUCAUCUCUACCUCCUCUACUGUACCUGGUCCAGGUGUGUGUGUUGUGUGUUUGUAUGUAGGAAUGUAACACACUUCAAGCUGAUAAUGUGAAGUGUUGACAGAUAAAAAAUAUGGUCUUAUUUUUUUUAAAGUGAGAGAAAACGAUACAGAAAGAUAUUGACAGAAAGAGAUUGAAUGAGAAAAGGUAGAGGUUCAAGGGAUGUGAAAAUAAAUGAGCACUGAUGAGUCGACCAGCCUCACAUGCCACGAGGCCGGUACGAGUAUAAUCAAAGGGGAAUGCAUAUGUGACCAUUUGGUGCUCAUGACUAUUGGCUGCAGCCAUUCUUGUUUUGGCCUGUUAUUUAACACCAUGACCUCCACAGAGUUGCUCCAUGCUCUGAUCCCCCAGCGGUGCUGUUGCCUGCUCUGCCCUGGGGAGCCCAGCCUGGGCCCAUGUAUCCAGAGCACUGCAUCCCCUGGCCCUGAGUGUAGUCUGUCCCCCAACAGGACCCUGCUAGUUGAAGUAGACCCGGCAAGGAAGACACUGCAGCAUAUACUAGUCAAUGCUACGGCUGGGUGUCUACUGUGGUCCUAGACAUUUCAGUUCUUAACCCUCCAUCAACAGUGUGGGGCCCAGACAUCUGCUGUGUGAAAUACCCAUGUUUAUGGCAGAGGUGUGCUAAAAGCAGCCCUUAGUAGCAAAUCUGGUGCAGUAACAGUUACGUACCAUAGAAAGGCAGAAAUUCCUGAGUCAAAUAUGCAUGCUCCUUAUGCUCGUGUAUCAUGCAUGCACUUCCAAUGAACAGCACACAAAGAUAGAGGAUGACUUGAAAGGUUGAAUUUGUCUGUACCUGGAUGGGGAGUGUUGAUCCAGUAUGCAAGAUAACAGUACUUUUUUGUUAUUUUAUACAUUCAUAUUUCCUAUUUAUAACUUGCCUAAUGCUAAAUACUGUAAAUGUCAACAAGACAGUUCCAGACAGUCUGUUAGUGUUACUUCUUAAAGGUCAGGGAACUGGAAGAGAAAAAAGGUCAAUUGAUGGUCUAUGUUCGUACACAUUAUCAGCAUUAUGCAGCUUUAAUGUUCUUUCCAAGCAUGCAACAAUUAAGGCAGCAUCAUUCAAUAAGCAAUAAUCAGUCAAAUUGUAAGAGCAAAUGGACAUAGAAAUGUAAACAGAAGUCUUACACUGGACAUUGUGCUGUUUUUUUGCAGUGUCAAAAAUCAGUUGACUGUCAUUGUAUACUACAUGGUCAAAAGUAUGUGGACAUCCCUUCAAAUGAGUGGAUAUGGCUAUUUCAGCCAUAUCCCUUCAAAUGAGUGGAUAUGGCUAUUUCAGCCACACCUGUUGCUGACAGGUGUGUAACAUUGAGCACAUAGCCAUGCAAUUUAUUGUGAAGUGGAAACGUCUAGGAGUAACAACGGCUCAGCUGCGAAGUGGAAGGCAAGCUCACAGAACAGGACAGCCGAGUGCUGAAGCGCGUAGCGCCUAAAAAUCGUUUGUCCUUGGUUGCAACACUCACUACUGAGUUCGGCACCAUUGGACUCUGGAGCAGUGGGAAUGCAUUCUCUGGAGUGAUGAAUCACACUUCACCAUCUGGCAGUCCGACAGACUAAUCUGGGUUUAGCAGAUGCCAGGAGAACACUACCUGCCCCAAUGCAUAAUCCCAACUGUAAAUUUUGGUGGAUGAUAAAUAAUGGUUCGGGGUAGGCCCCUUAUUUCCAUUGAAGGGAAAUCUUAACACUAUGGCAUACAAUGAUGUUCUAGAUGAUUCUGUGCUUCCAACUUUGUGGCAACAGAUUGGGGAAGGUCCUUUCCUGUUUCAGCAUGACAAUUCCCCCGUGCACAAAGCGAGGUCCAUACAGAAACGGUUAGUAGAGAUCUGUGUAGAACAACUUGACUGGCCUGUACAGAUCCCCAACCUCAACCCCAUCGAACACCUUUGGGAUGAAUUGGAACGGCGACUGCGAGCCAGGCCUAAUCGCCCAAAAUCAGUGCCCGACUUCACUAAUGCUGUUGUGGCUGAAAGGAAGUCCCUGUAGCAAUGUUCCAACAUCUAGUGGACCAACUCCAGAAUGAGAUGUUCACAUACUUUUGUCAUGUAGUGUAAUUACAUUACCAACAAAUUAGAGCUCAUGGUACGCGCCUUUUCCUUUUUCAUAAAACACAGUAAUAAUGUAAAAUGAAGAGUUAUUAUUCUUAGUAUGUACCAUAUUUUAUAGAUGUUUUUUUCCUUCCAUUGUUAAAGCUCUUAUUGGGAUGUUGGAAUUCAUUGUGACCGAAGGGUCUUUCCCGUGCCUGGAAUCUUUAGUCCCUAACAGCUCUGCAUUUUUAACAAAGGGGCAAAUGAGUGAAUGGACAGAGACAGAUGCAGAGUACCCUCCUCAUAAUGUAUGGACUACCCUUUAAUCUCACAGGCUUAAAUGGAAAACACUGUUUACUAUGUAGCUGUUGUUAAUGUAGGGUGGUGGUUACUGAUCCCAUGUGAUGUAUGGUCGGCACUUACGGCAGAGUGAGUCAUUUGUGUAUCUGAGGGAAAGUUAUGUAGUUCUAUAUCCGUCUGAAUCUGUACAGGCACGUUGCCUCUGAAAAACCUUGAAUCUGUACAGUACAUUUGAUCUGGUGAUGUCAUGUUUACAUUAGUUUCUUUGAUCUCUCCUGGGAACUGGCUGUAGUACUUGUUUGUCUGGUAGAUGUUUCAGACUCUUGCUGGUAGUGUGUAAAACAAUAGGGGAUUUCUGUUAUCUUUGGACAACUGCCCUGGUUUACAUAUAGUAUGUUAGAAAUCAUUAUGGAAACCACAGACUAAUAAAUAACAUUGAUUGGCCAUUACUCUGAUUAAAGGAGGUACAAGAUAUUCUACAUGACAGUUUGCCAAUGACAUGAAGAUGAAAUAGUAGUCAAGUGAAAAGUACAGCUUGAAAAUUAACAUGCCAGCAGAUGAGCUAGUUUAACUGCAAAAGGUAAAUGGCAUUGAGCGGUCUUUUCCUGAAGGUCCCCUUUACUCCCACAGUAAUGCUACUUAACAAGUAUAGGGCAGACAGAGCUACAGCUAUAGAGCUGAGGGAGUUAAUAGAACCAGUCAUUAUUAUGUCACCUUGUUGUAAUAUGCUUCCACCCCAUCGCCAGCUCCCAAGCAAACACUCACACAGCUGUGCAUAUACAUGUAAAUAAGUGUAUAUGCACAGCUGUGCAUAUACAUGUAAAUAAGUGUAUAUGCAUACGUGUCUGUAGACGUGUCUUAUGUAUCUUUCUCUCUCCAAUGAAGGUUGCUGUUUAUUUACGUAAUAUGAAUAUACAAAUGUGCCAAAUCCAGUUCAGAUCCAUUCUGAAUCCCAUGUUUAUACUGUAGAAAACCUUCUGUACAAAACAGUAUACAAUAUUGUUUCUCUCUGAUAGUCCCUUGUAACUGGUGCCAUUAAACUAUUCAAAUUUGAAAUAAACAUUGAAUAAACAUUUAAAAA
Molecule: messenger RNA, 6976 nt
Organism: Oncorhynchus kisutch (coho salmon)
Lineage: Eukaryota; Metazoa; Chordata; Actinopteri; Salmoniformes; Salmonidae
Gene: frmd5a
Product: FERM domain containing 5a
Exons: 14
Coding region: 234-1952 (572 amino acids)
Biological process (GO): actomyosin structure organization
Cellular component (GO): cytoskeleton
Source: RefSeq, a predicted model, not a curated record